GUGGCAGUGAAUGUAGCCCUGAAUGUAGGCUUGGUGGGGUGAGAGUGGCUGCUGACGGAGAGGUACCCAUCCAACUACUUAUAGUGACCCACGCAUGGUAAUCACGACUUGGAUUGGUUGAUUUAACCCUGAACUUGGGUGCCCCUCUAAUAUACAACCCUUGGCACUCAGCUUCGAAAGAUGUUUUAAUUCAUGGCAACGGCGACAGCUUCUUCAACUUCUUUCCCAAACUUUCCCCCUUUUAAUAAUUCAAUGAUAAUUAUUAGUCUUAUAUUCGGAACUUAGUAAUAUCUCUUUUUCUACAUGAUUUAAUCAAGAAUUGCCAAAGGGUAAAAAAGUGGCCAUCAAAAUUCAAUUCAUUCGUUCUUUAACAGGUUACCCUGUUCACAUUGGAAGUCUUGGAGUCUUACCAAGUUCUAGCUUGGCCCCUUGACAUCAUUAUCCACCUAGUUUAGUGCUCUAAACACCCCUAAACACCCUCUAAGUCCGACCGAUCAUCACAAGCGCCAGAAAGCUGAAGGGGGUUACCAAGCACACUGGCACACUACCAAGACGGGAUCCAACGCAACGUCACCCGCGUUUGCCCCUUCUUGUUCCUUGAAUCCAACCUCUUUUACCUAUUACCUAUUACAUAUUUGUACCUUUUUACCUGUUUAAGUCCGGCUCCCCGCUGGAGAUCCUCCUCCCAUCAUGGUUCGCAUUAUACCUAACCGACUGAAAAACAAAACCGCCAGCUCUGCUACCAAUUCAUCCUGCAAUAGUCGAAGUACCAGCCCCAUGCCGGCGAAACUAGAUACAAAUAUUUCUGAUGGGCGGAAGGAUUCGGGGUUGGUGUUGAAGAUAGUUGUGAUUCGAGCGAGGAAUCUAGCUGCGAAAGACCGUGGAGGCACAUCCGAUCCCUAUCUCCAAUUGACCUGCGGCGAAUCCAAAUUCGUUACCCACCAUGUUCCAAAGACUCUGAAUCCAGACUGGAACGUCAUUUGCACCGUACCUAUAACCGGCGUAGACAACCUCCUGCUCGACUGUAUUUGCUGGGAUAAAGAUCGUUUUAGUAAAGAUUACCUCGGCGAAUUCGAUUUAGCGCUCGAGGAGAUAUUUGCCAACGAAAAGACCGAACAGGAACCUACUUGGUAUCCUCUCAAGAGCAAGAAGCGAGGCAAAAAGUCAAACAAUGUUUCGGGUGAAGUUUUACUCCAAUGCACCCUAUUUGACUCGACGAACAAGGACGCAACGGACGCCCAGAUCCUAGAAAAGCUACGCUUACUCGCCACGGCACUACCCGAAGCUGCAUCGCGCAAUGCUACCCCUAGUACCACGCCCAUGCUUGGUCCGACCUCUAUCCCCAAAGCUGGCUCGACUGCCUCUCCCCAAUUAAGUCGAAACACUACCGACGGAUCUCAGGAAGACGAAGACGAGGACGAGAUUCUCGAUGACGAUGAGACUCCUGAGGAUGAGGACCCGAAUAAGCCAGAAAAUGCUGAAAAGAGGAAGAGAAGGCUCCGAAUCAAGGGAUUGAAGCGAAAGAGAAGGCAAAACCCGUAUGAAUUUGUGAACGGUGGAAGCGACGUAGUGGGCUUAAUUUUUCUCGAGAUUUGCAAGAUUACCGACCUCCCCCCCGAGUCAAACCUUACAAGAACCAGCUUCGAUAUGGAUCCUUUUGUCGUGGCAUCCCUAGGUAAAAAGACUUAUCGCACGCGAGUCGUCCGCCACAACUUGAACCCUGUGUUUAACGAGAAGAUGCUCUUUCACGUCCUGGGGCACGAACGGUCAUACUCGUUUGCCUUCACUGUGAUCGAUCGCGAUAAGUACUCCGGAAACGACUUCAUUGCUUCGACUUCAUUCCCUGUCCAAGAACUAAUUGAAAGGAGCCCUAAGGCCAAUCCUGAAACUGGGUUAUACGACCUAAAGGAACCUGCAGAGUUCGUCCCUGCGCCAAAGAAACGACUUGCAAGACUAGGCAUGUCGAGGUCUUCUUCAAGUCAGAGCUUAGGAAAAGGGCGUCCGGCGCUGCCGAAGAACCCUAGUGGGGCUUCGACAUUGUCUCAGGUUGAUGGACAAGCUGAGCCGAAGGUCGCACCUACAUCCGCUCCGAAUCCCGCCCUGCUACAACCCGACCAAGUGCCAAACCUUAACAGUGGAAACGGGAAUGGCAAUGGCAACGGAAAUGGCGAGGGUAACGAGUUUGACGAUUCCGAUUUUACUGUCUUCACAAUCCCAUUGAAGAUGAAGAAUCUAGAAAAAUGGGAAGCCAAGCACAGUCCGAUGUUGACUGUCCGUGCCAAGUAUAUGCCAUACCCCGCGUUAAGACAACAAUUCUGGAGGGCAAUGUUGCGACAAUACGACGCUGAUGAAAGUGGUGAAAUCAGUAAGGUUGAAUUAACUACCAUGCUUGAUACACUUGGCUCGACUCUCCGUGAGUCUACUAUCGACAGUUUCUUCCAGCGAUUCCCACACAAAGCGGCAAGUGGUGAGCAAGAACUUACUAUGGAUGAGGCCGUCAUCUGUCUAGAGGAUCAGCUAGACGCCAAGAAUAGGACGCCCGCCGUGACUGAUAAACUCAAGAAUAUGCUACCUGACAGCGAGAAAGUAAAGAACUUGCUAAACCCGUCGGCGCAAAGUGGUAGUAUCACCCCCUCGGAAGAAGGAUCCUUCACUCUUAGCGCAGAAGACUCGAGCGUUCAGGGACAGCAAUCAGGAACUUCAACUAUUAUCGUUCCUGACCUCAACACGCCCGGAGAAGAAGGCGAAGCGCUAGAGAAGGACGAUCUUAACGUCGAUCGUGGCGAAGAGCAUGUAGUGGAAAUUCGGGAGUGUCCGAUUUGUCAUCAGCCUCGUCUUAACAAGCGGAAGGAUGCCGAUAUCAUCACACACAUCGCUACAUGUGCCAGUCAGGACUGGCGCCAGGUCAAUUCGCUCAUGAUGGGUGGAUUCGUUACAGCCAGCCAAGCACAGAGGAAAUGGUACUCCAAGGUUAUCACCAAGAUUUCGUAUGGUGGUUAUAAGCUUGGUGCCAACUCGGCCAACAUCCUCGUACAAGAUCGGCUUACUGGACAGAUCAAUGAGGAAAAGAUGAGUGUUUACGUACGACUAGGAAUUCGAUUAUUAUACAAGGGUCUGAAAUCGAAGGAUAUGGAGAACAAGAGAAUCCGUAAACUUUUGAAGAGUCUCAGUAUCAAACAGGGUAAAAAAUAUGACGAUCCUACCUCAAAGUCUGAGAUCUUGCCUUUUAUCGAAUUCCACCAAUUAGAUAUGUCCGAGGUUUUACGCCCUGUAGAGGAAUUCAAGAACUUUAAUGAAUUCUUCUACCGCGCCCUGAAACCGAAUGCUAGACCUUGCUCGGCUCCCGACGAUUCUCGCAUCAUUGUAUCUCCCGCUGACUGCCGUUCUGUCGUUUUCAAUACUUUGGACUCUGCAACAAGUAUCUGGGUCAAGGGCCGCGAAUUUUCCAUCAAGCGACUACUUGGAGACGCAUACCCGGAAGAUGUCAAGCGUUAUGAAAAUGGUGCAUUGGGUAUUUUCCGUUUGGCUCCCCAGGAUUACCAUCGAUUCCAUAUCCCCGUUGACGGUAUUUUACGUAAACCUAAGCUCAUUGCUGGCGAGUAUUAUACUGUCAAUCCUAUGGCGAUUCGAUCGGCUUUGGAUGUAUACGGCGAAAACGUCCGUGUUCUUUGCCCUAUUGACACUGAACUCUUCGGUCGGGUAAUGGUAGUCUGCGUUGGUGCCAUGAUGGUGGGCAGCACUGUAAUCACUCGGAAUGAAGGAGAUGAAGUGAAACGAGCCGAAGAACUCGGGUACUUCAAGUUUGGUGGUAGUACUAUUGUGACACUAUUUGAACCAGGGAAGAUGGUAUUUGAUGACGACCUUGUCGAUAAUUCGACCAGCGCUCUAGAAACAUUGAUCCGAGCAGGCAUGUCAGUCGGACAUUCUCCGCAGGUGCCACAAUUUACGCCAGAUAUGCGCAAGGACGAGAAAGAAGUCACGGAAGCAGAAAAGGCGGAAGCGCAUCGUCGUAUUCGUGGUGGCGUCGAGACUCCAGAUGAGGCACCUUUGCCUUAAGGAGACCGUGUGAUAGAACAAUCAAGACACAUUGCAUUUGGACGGCGUUAUGCAUACCAUCGAAGCAGCAGCUUCCAGAAAAUGAAGGAUCCUUGAUGGUGGAUAGACGAGGGUUAUGCAUGGAAACCAGGGAGUGAGCAGCAUCUGACAAGCAUAAUAGUGGAUAGAAAGCAUUUUUAAAGAGGGGGAAGUACUUAGGUGAACGAACUGCGAUGCUUUUGCUCUCAUUCGUUAUAUUUGCGCGGGGGAGCGGGCGUAAGCAUACUUCGCAAAAAGAUGCGUCGUCAAGAUGAAUCCGUAUCUGACGAUUGCGAAUUACCUUCUUUUCAUCUUGCCUCGGAGCUUUAUGUUAUAAUCGUAUUCUAGGACCAACAGUGACAUACAGAUUAUCAUUUAUGGCACGAUCCAGUCUUUUCAAACGAAAAAACCCAAACCAGUCAGCAUUGUCGGUCUGGAGACGGCUAUGACCGUAGCUACCUAGGUGACGAAAGUAAAACAGAUGCAGAUAACACACCGAUAGUUCCAUUUAUAUACAUGCGGUCAGGAAGAGUGACGGUCAAUAAGAAGCUUCCACGUGAAUAGGAAAUGGGGAAUUGUGGGGUAAAAAUUGAGUUGAAUGGAGCACCGUCCCAAUGGGCGCCUGUGGGUCGACCCCUGUCAGUGCAUGUCAGUGCAUGUACCGG
Hypoxylon trugodes is the source of this 4739-nucleotide messenger RNA. RefSeq names its product phosphatidylserine decarboxylase-domain-containing protein. The record is from RefSeq and is a predicted model, not a curated record. Bases 691 to 4056 code for a protein of 1121 amino acids. Gene Ontology annotation, biological process: phospholipid biosynthetic process. NCBI's taxonomy places the organism in Eukaryota, Fungi, Ascomycota, Sordariomycetes, Xylariales, Hypoxylaceae. Gene Ontology annotation, molecular function: phosphatidylserine decarboxylase activity; calcium ion binding. The transcript is spliced from 5 exons.